This is a messenger RNA of Pieris macdunnoughi, 564 nucleotides long. The record is from the annotation of a GenBank genome assembly. Lineage: Eukaryota; Metazoa; Arthropoda; Insecta; Lepidoptera; Pieridae.
AUGGAUUUAGUAAACUCCACUUCAGAAUUGAAAAUACAAGAUACAGACCGGCAAAAUAAACGAGAAGACUACAUUGAUUGGAAAGACUAUUUUAUGGCGAUGGCAUUUUUAGCUGCAAAACGUAGUAAGGACCCUUGCUUUCAAGUUGGAGCUUGUGUAGUCAAUAAGGAAAAUAAAAUAGUUGGUAUUGGGUAUAAUGGAAUGCCUACAGGAUGUAAUGAUGAUGAUUUUCCUUGGGGAAAAAAUACACCAUCACCUUUGGAUAGUAAAUCCCUUUAUGUGUGUCAUGCAGAAAUGAAUGCAAUAUUAAAUAAAAAUUCUGCUGAUGUAAAAGACUGUACGAUGUAUGUAGGUCUUUUCCCAUGCAAUGAAUGUGCUAAAAUAAUAAUUCAAUCCGGUAUCAUAGAAGUUGUCUAUUUAUCAAAUAAAAGUUGGGAUAAACCAAAAUAUGCUGCAUCAAGGAAAAUGUUAGAUGCAGCAGGUGUCAAGUAUUGGCAAUAUAUACCAAAGCAAAAAAAAAUUGAAAUAACAUUUAUACCUUCAUGCAGUAGCAGUUCUUCAUAA